AUUUCGUUAAAUUUUAAUUUAUUUAUUUUUUGCCCUUUUCCUCCCCAACUUUUUUUCUUUACCUUCUCUUCCACUACAUCAUCAGCUCCGCUGCUGCUCCCUUCUUUCCUCGAUUUGUUGAUCUGCUCGCUGGUGUCGAUCUUGCCUCUGAUGGGCCACAAGAUUCGCAGAUAAACCGCGUCCGGAGAGAGGGAAGGAGUGAUUUUGAUGAGAAUUCCUCUGGUGGGUUCGUCUGAUUCUGAGGAAAUGAUUUCUAAAGUUUGAAACUUCGGGGGGUGGGGAGGAGGAGGUUGUAUGACUCAGUUGCUCUGAUUGUCUGUCUGCUGGGGGAGUUCAAUUAGGGUCGGGCUCGAUUAGUGGGGGAGGGAGGGGGGUGUUCUGAUAUGGGUGGGUGUUUUCCUUGUUUUGGAUCAUCCGAGGACAAGGAGGGCAGUGGCGGGGUGAAGAAGGAAGUGAGCAGUAAGAAGGAUUCUUCUUCAGUCAAAGAUGGGUCUGCUGUUGCUGCUCAGUCUCAUCACCAUGUCAGCAGAGUUGGCUCAGGAGGUCAUAGGCUCCACCUCACUCUAGAUAAAGCAAAAUCUCGAGGUGGUUCAGAUCCAAAGAAGGAAGUCUCAGUUCCAAAAGAGGGACCCACUGCCCAUAUUGCGGCCCAGACAUUCACUUUUCGAGAGCUUGCUACCGCUACAAAGAACUUCCGGCACGAAUGCCUAUUGGGUGAAGGAGGAUUCGGCCAUGUAUACAAAGGUCGCUUAGAGAGUACUGGACAGGUGGUGGCCGUUAAGCAAUUGGAUCGGAAUGGGCUUCAAGGAAAUAGAGAAUUUCUGGUGGAAGUUCUCAUGCUUAGCUUACUACACCACCCGAAUCUUGUCAACUUGAUAGGCUACUGUGCUGACGGGGAUCAGAGGCUCCUUGUUUAUGAAUUUAUGCCUCUGGGAUCAUUGGAGGAUCACUUGCAUGACCUUCCACCAGACAAGGAGCCACUGGACUGGAACACAAGGAUGAAGAUAGCAGCAGGAGCAGCAAAGGGGUUGGAGUACUUGCAUGACAAGGCCAACCCACCAGUGAUAUACAGGGAUCUCAAAUCGUCCAACAUCCUUCUCGAUGAGGGCUACCACCCAAAGCUAUCAGACUUUGGACUUGCAAAGCUGGGGCCUGUGGGCGACAAGACCCACGUCUCCACUCGGGUUAUGGGUACAUACGGGUACUGUGCUCCAGAGUAUGCCAUGACGGGCCAGCUCACCCUGAAGUCCGAUGUCUACAGCUUUGGAGUCGUCUUUCUGGAGCUUAUCACAGGGCGCAAGGCAAUUGAUAACACAAGGGCCCCAGGAGAACAUAAUCUCGUUGCCUGGGCAAGGCCACUCUUCAAAGACCGGAGGAAGUUCCCAAAAAUGGCGGAUCCAUUACUGCAGGGCAGAUAUCCUAUGAGAGGACUUUACCAGGCCCUUGCUGUCGCGGCAAUGUGCUUACAGGAACAGGCAGCCACGAGGCCUUUGAUCGGCGACGUCGUGACUGCUCUCACGUACCUCGCUUCCCAAACAUAUGACCCGGUUGCAGCUGCAGCCCAGAACAAUAGGGUGGGCCCAUCGACUCCGAGGCUCAGAGAUGACCGGAGAAGCCUGGCGGAUGGUGGGCUGGACAGCCCGGAGGGCGGGACACGUCAUGGGUCCCCCUCCGCUCACAGGAACUCACCCGACUUCAGGAGACGGGACCGCGGGAGGGAAUUGAGCAGUGCAGGGACUGAGGCUGCUAAGACCGAGUCUGGAGGGGGCUCAGGGAGGAAGUGGGGGCUGGACGAGUCGGAGUUGCAGGACUCGCAGAGGGACAGUCCUGUGAGCGUGGGGAGAGCGAGGGAGCGGAACCGGGACCUCGACAGGGAAAGGGCAGUGGCGGAGGCUAAAGUGUGGGGGGAGAACUGGAGAGAGAAGAAGCGGGCGGGAGCAGUUGGGAGCUUCGACUCCACGAACGAGUGAAGGGAGGGGACGUAUUGGGAUGGCUCGUGAAUAAUAUGAUGGGGUUGGGGUUGUUCUUUGUAUCCGACUAUUUUGACUGUUGGCUUGUCCAAAAGUAGGAUUCUUCUUUUUCUUACGGCUUAGUUUCGAUUAUAUGUGGGUUGGGUACGUACAAGCAGGGGAGACUCGAGUCUUUGAGAAAAGGAAGAGAGAGAUGAUGUGGUCGUAACGCAGAGUAUUCGCUCAUGGCGAGGGCUCUCAUGUCCUUUUCAUUUGUAAUUAGGUGAUCUCUUGAUGUUGAAGAUAAUGCUUGAAGAGAGUGGGGCGAGUUGGAAGGGGGCGAGAUGAUUACUGAAUUUUGCCCCAUUUGUUGAUGCUGAAGAUGAUGAUUGAAGAGUUGGGUGAGAGUUGGAAGGGGACGAGAUGAUUGCUGAAUUUUGCCCCAUUUGUUUGUAACCCAAGCACUGUUUCUGCUUCUUCUUCACUACUGUAUAUGAUCGGGCUUCCGAUUAGUUUGCCAAUGAGAUUCCAUUUUCGCACAUUC
Molecule: messenger RNA, 2493 nt
Organism: Punica granatum (pomegranate)
Lineage: Eukaryota; Viridiplantae; Streptophyta; Magnoliopsida; Myrtales; Lythraceae
Source: RefSeq, a predicted model, not a curated record